AUGAAGGUUGUCAGUGGUCAAACUUUUGACAAUAGCCUGCUGUGGGACCAGUCCUGGGCCAAGCCCUACAACAUCAGAGGAUUCUGCCAGUCUCAGACCUCGACUAGUGAUGAAGAUGCCAGCAGGGGUCCCGUCUUCAACCCUGAACUGGUCAUUGCCCACUGCUUCAAGCAGUUCAAGCAGAAGGACUUCCACCUGCCUCAAAGCCGCCGGCGGAUCAUCAUCUUGCCUCGAAAGGAAGAUGCAACCUCCGUCGUCAAUCCAACACCACAGCCCCAGGCUCCCUCACAAAUCAUCCCCAGCUUCAAAGCCCUGGAAGCCAGGGACGUCCAAGAGCCCCCGGAGGAUGUGAGAACCUGGAUGAGCCAGAGGUUGAAAUUUCGGCAGGAACUAGAGUCAUGUGUCAACAUAGACAAGUGGCUGCAAAACAAGUCCAGCCUCACGCCUUCAGAGGCCAAGAUCUUACGCAUGACCCACAAGGAGCAUCCUGUGGCCCCGCUGAUGGCCCACUUGAUUCCUCCCAGCCCCACCAAGAAGAAAAUCCUCCGAUCAUUCCACCAACCGAUACCCCAGCUCCGACUGCCCAAGCCCUCUGCCCUGUUUGUCUUGUACUCCUACCUGCGCAGCCACAAUAUGAAGAUCCUGGAUAUAUUUGCCAGGGUGGAACAGAGCAAUAACCAGGCGAUCUCCAGGGAGCUGUUCAUUAUGGCUCUGAAGGUGCUUGAAGUCCCUCUGGGAAACCAGGAGAUAGAGGAUAUUGUGAUCUAUCUCAGCUCUCUGGGGAAGCACAACAACAUCACCAUGGAUAGCCUGAGCAACACCUACAAGCAGUGGUCCUUGGCUCAGCAGAAAAGCGUGCUGAGAACCACAAAGGAUUACUAUUUUAGGUCUUCCAAGCACAAAGCUUUGUCUCGGCAGCUGUCCAAGAAGCAGGUGAAUUUAGCUCCAAAGGCUCCCAAGAUGGACCUGCUGGCUGUGCCUGUGGUUGACACUCGGAUGGAGGCAAGGCCCUUGAGCCUGGAGGAGAUGGAAGACAUCGGCAAGCGGUACCGGCAGAGGAAGCGACAGACCAAGCUCACAAUCCCCUCCAUCCAGUACACGGAGCAGUGCCGCCUGGUGCGCAGUGGGAAUAAGUAUUUUGACAACCACUGCCUCCCGUCCACCAUCCCCGGGGAGAUGGGCGAGCUCAUCAAUCUGUUCCGAAGGGACACCUUUCUGCUCUACCUGAAGUGCCAGAAGGUCUGUCAGUACUAUGGCCUCCCGCUGACGGAGGACAUCCUCAUAAAAGCCCUGCUGUACCCAGGGGACAAGAUCAUUUUCCAGAAGGACGAGGUGCGCCCCAUCCGGCAGCCAGGAGGCUACUACGUGGACCUCCUCCUCAGCCCAACUGCAGCCCUGCUCAAGUCCCUGGGCUUCAAAGAGCUUGUGGCUAAGAAGACCAACAACCAAAGGAGUCCCACGGAGUCAAAGAAAAUGGACUUUGAAGAUUUUGAGAAAUUCACCAGGAAGCUGAAGGAGAAGAGGCCCCGUGGUCCACAGCGUACCCACCCCAAUUUCUUCUGGCCGGGUCACCUCCUGGAUAAACUGCAGCUCUACCUGCCCUCUGUGACUGUGGACCGGAGCCUGAUGCUAUUCAGUUGUGUGCAACAGCGGCCCCCAGUUUACCCAGCCACCUACCACUCCUAUCUGUGAUGGCCCAUUAGGAAUAGGGACUACUUGACCUGUGUUUAUUUCAAUGCCCCCAAGAUCUACUACAUCGACUAGAGUGGCCCAGGUGAUGUCAGACCCAGCCAUCCUGGGCUGGACACCAGUGCAGCUAGCAGCCCAGAGCCAUAGACACCAGGAGUGUCAAAGAGCCAAACAGAAGAAAUCAUUUCAGUGGGAUGGCCUGGGGCUAGCUGUAUCCAGAGUAAAGUGGUGUCCAGGGUCUCAGAGGCAGAUGUGUCCAGGGAAAGAUGUGCAAUUUUGGGGUGUUUCCCUGCCCUUUUGAAAUAAACCAGACUGGAGUUUCUAUCAUGUCACC
This is a messenger RNA of Myotis myotis, 2023 nucleotides long. It is a transcript of the gene EFCAB12, whose product is annotated as EF-hand calcium binding domain 12. NCBI's taxonomy places the organism in Eukaryota, Metazoa, Chordata, Mammalia, Chiroptera, Vespertilionidae. The record is from RefSeq and is a predicted model, not a curated record. The transcript has 10 exons.